Messenger RNA from Peromyscus eremicus (cactus mouse), 1755 nucleotides. RefSeq names its product RASD family member 2 (gene Rasd2). Lineage: Eukaryota; Metazoa; Chordata; Mammalia; Rodentia; Cricetidae. Gene Ontology annotation, molecular function: GTP binding; GTPase activity. The transcript has 3 exons. The record is from RefSeq and is a predicted model, not a curated record. The coding region runs from base 377 to 1177 and encodes 266 amino acids.
GCGGAGCUCUAGGCGGGGACACCCCCGCAUUGGACGUCCCCAAACCUCCGUGCACCUGGCUCAACCGGAGUCCCCGGUGUCGGGGCAGGGCAGGGCCGCCGGCGGCGAGCCGGAGCCAGCCCAGCGCCCUGGCCCCGCCGAACCCUCGGAGCCCACCCAUGGGGCUCCGGCUCCGCGUACCUCUUCGCCGGGCCGUACUCAGCCCAGCUCCGAGCGCUGCGCGCAGGAGGAUCCGUACUCAGUGACCCUGGAACCCCCGCAGACGCCGGGAGACUCGGGGGCGGGAGCGGCAGGCGGUUCCCCGCAUCUCCAGGAGCUUUCAGGCAGCCCUCCAAGCCGUGCUCGGGGCCCGGCCCGCUGUUCCCAGCCCCGAGCCAUGAUGAAGACCUUGUCCAGUGGGAACUGCACGCUCAGUGUGCCUGCCAAGAACUCCUACCGAAUGGUGGUGCUGGGCGCCUCGCGUGUGGGCAAGAGCUCCAUCGUUUCCCGAUUUCUCAAUGGCCGCUUCGAGGACCAGUACACGCCCACCAUCGAGGAUUUUCAUCGGAAGGUGUACAACAUCCACGGGGACAUGUACCAACUGGACAUCCUGGACACCUCUGGCAACCACCCAUUCCCUGCCAUGCGCAGGCUGUCCAUCCUCACCGGAGAUGUCUUCAUCCUGGUGUUCAGCCUGGAUAGCCGGGAGUCCUUCGAUGAGGUCAAGCGCCUCCAGAAGCAGAUCCUGGAGGUCAAGUCCUGCCUGAAGAAUAAGACCAAGGAGGCAGCAGAGCUGCCCAUGGUGAUCUGUGGGAACAAGAAUGACCACAGUGAGCUAUGCCGCCAGGUCACAGCCAUGGAGGCCGAGCUGCUGGUGUCUGGGGAUGAAAACUGCGCCUACUUCGAGGUGUCGGCCAAGAAGAACACGAACGUGAACGAGAUGUUCUAUGUGCUGUUCAGCAUGGCCAAGCUGCCCCACGAGAUGAGCCCCGCACUGCACCAUAAGAUCUCCGUGCAGUAUGGUGACGCCUUCCAUCCCCGGCCCUUCUGCAUGCGCCGCACCAAGGUCGCAGGUGCCUAUGGCAUGGUCUCACCCUUUGCCCGCCGCCCCAGUGUCAACAGUGACCUCAAGUAUAUCAAGGCCAAGGUCUUACGGGAGGGCCAGGCCCGAGAGAGGGACAAAUGCAGCAUCCAGUGAGAGGCAGGGACAUUGGGGAGGGGACUUGGGCAGUGCCUUAAGGGAGGUGGCUGAGGAUUCCCACUGCCCACAUCCCACGGGGGCCCUAGGCAUGUAAGCUGUGCUUGCUCUCCUGAUUCCUAGCCACCUCCUGUGAGUCCUUAUGUCUGUGGCUCCUUUGUGGUAGGACAGAGACACGUUUGGGGACAUGUCAGCACUCAAGCUGAGACAAGCUUUCAGUAUCAUUAGAGUAGGAGGAAUGCAGAAGGACCACGAGUCUUGCGUCAACACAAGAUGCUCAGUACAAGUUACAGGAUGAGAACAUCCUAGCCAGAUGUCCCAGCCAGAUUCCCUGGUGGCCUCUGCUCCCUCUGCGUGGUCUCUAUGCUUCUGGAGAAACUGCCCUCCUGGGUCUUCAACUCCUGCCCUCUGGCCCAGCUGUGUACACCCACCCCUCCAGUUUAGCUGCUGGCCACCCUGACAUUGAGCAGAGGGAGAGGGAGAGGGAGAGGGAGAGGGAGAGGGAGAGGGAGAGAGAGUGAGUGUGUGUGUGUGUGUGUGUGUGUGUGUGUGUGUGUGUGUGUGUAUGUGUGUAUGAG